Molecule: messenger RNA, 1755 nt
Organism: Talaromyces amestolkiae
Lineage: Eukaryota; Fungi; Ascomycota; Eurotiomycetes; Eurotiales; Trichocomaceae
Exons: 1
Coding region: 1-1755 (584 amino acids)
Source: RefSeq, a predicted model, not a curated record
AUGCUGAUCUUCCCUCUCUAUGGCAUCUGUGCCAUCGCACUAACCGGUCUCUUUUUCCCCUGGAUAGAAGCACUCCAAGAGCCGUCCAUCGCACUCUUCUACUCUGCUAGUGCAAUCUCGCAAGACUACUUCAAGGAUUUCAGCGACUGGCUUCAACUUUCGACAAAAGAUGCUGGACGCGUCCUCAGUCGUUCCUUUUCCUCGCUUCCUCUGGUCGUAUAUCUUCCUACGCCGAGCAGCAGCAACAGCAACAUCUGGAACGGGACAAAGGAAUUCAUCGUAAUUCCAAGUGACUCGUCACUAGCGACCAUAAACCAGCUUGAGAAUUCACUUAGUCUAUUGACUCCGUUCAAGGUCCAUCCUCCUCGUUUUCCUCCUCCAUUUCCAGAUCAUGAAAGUGGAAGCGCGGUUUAUAAUGAUGCGGGUGAGGCAUUUGAUACGGAGGAACUGACUAAUUCCAAUGAUGGUUUACCCUUGUUUCUUGGGCUGGUGCUUUCGGUGCUUGCGGCGUACCAUUUAGUGAUUUAUCUUUUGUGGGAAAGGAAAUUGGCAAAACUCAAUCGACGAGCGGAUGAGGCGAAGGCGAGGGCAUUGAAUUCCUUGGAGGAUCUCAGCAAGGCCAAGAUCGUGCUCGACAAGACGGAGGAUUUGUAUCUGAAGGGGGUUCUGGGUGGUCUCGAAUCGACAUCGAAGCAAUCUGAGAUAAGAAGCAGCAGUAGCAGCGAGGCACAGAUCCAAAUCCUAGAGCAUCUCUACGUAUUGGAGGACUCUCCAUCUGCGGCAGCGCCAACCCUAUUCUCGUUCAAGCGGUGGACGAUGCCAAAAUCGGAAUUCGAAUCAACGUACGGCGCUAUUCCGCGCGCUUCUUCCGCUGAGCGCUCGAUUGUGGUGCCACAAUUGCCAAUCGAUGAAUCUUCGAAAAGGAAGAGGUCGGAUUCCGAUUCUGGAAACGGGAACGACGACAAGGGUCCUGCAGUGCCAAGAAAUGUUCAUUUUCUGACUCGACAAUCAGACAGCGGUGGCCGCUCGACAGUCAUACGUGUUUCUGAUCAUAGCUUGACCGUGGUACCGAAUCUCCACGUCGAGAGGCCUUCAGAGCGUAAAAGGCGAUCCAUCCCGAAGUCAGCUAGACAUCCACGUCCGCAACGCCUUCCAUCGAGACCCGCCGUCCUUGGCAUAAUCAGAACACCGCCCAUGGUAGAUAUCCACGCCGGGGAUCCUUCAGAUACGAAUCUAGGGCGACGAGAGCAUGUCAUAUAUCCCUCGACUACGGUAGAUAUCCGCGUCGAGGGCGCCUCAGAUCGUGAUCUCGGCGAGCCGCAGGCCUCCAUCCCGUCAGAAUCUAUGCCAUCCGUCUCUAUCAAGAAGACAGCCGAGCCCUCAGCCAUGGUAGAUAUCCACGCCGAGGGCGCCCCUGUCGCCAAAUUUACCGGCGCGGGGAGUCAGCCUGAGCCACCAAUUGUCGAGUCAGGUCAAAACGAUGGAUAUGACAUUUCGACAUCCAUUCAACCAACAAUCCUAGCUCCAAGGACGCCGUCUGCAGCAACAGCAACAGCAACAACAAGGGUCGAGGUGCAAGCCUCCCCUCAAAGUCCGACAGAGUCACCGCAGACAGAGCAGCCAAGCGGUCGUCGUCGAAAGAAUCGGAUGGGUCAACGACAACGACGCAGACUGCGUGAGAUGCGCGAGAAUCGUGGGUGCGAAGCUAUACAGCAGUCCUCACAACAGGGUGACGAGUCGUUCUUCGACAAGUGA